This is a messenger RNA of Gloeophyllum trabeum ATCC 11539, 1752 nucleotides long. RefSeq lists its product as uncharacterized. The record is from RefSeq and is a predicted model, not a curated record. NCBI's taxonomy places the organism in Eukaryota, Fungi, Basidiomycota, Agaricomycetes, Gloeophyllales, Gloeophyllaceae. The transcript has 7 exons. Bases 217 to 1752 code for a protein of 511 amino acids.
GUCAUCUGUCGGCGUCUAACUGCUGUAAACAACAAGCUCGGACGUACUGCCUGGUCUGUUCUUGUUCCAUUCCCGGUGAGAUCUCCCAUGGACAGCAAGGCAUGGUAGCUGUAGAGCGGGCAACCUCAAACAUCUCUCCUCGCCGUCAUUAGCAUAGCUCAGCGCUUCGUGCUCGCUUGUUGCACCCUCACGAUCGUGCCAAUCGGCUGGCCCACGAUGCCGCACAUGCUCAACGACGAGUUCGACGACCUACCCCCGCUCGUGGAUGCGUCUAAUCCGCAUGCCUUCCCCGGGGCACAUCCUCCGCAGCCGUCGCCUUUGAAUCACGGUGGGCACAUACCCCCGACACCGAACAGCGCGUUUGCGCAGUUUCCGACGCAGUUCCCCGAAGCGCCGACGUAUGAGCCAGACACGGCUGGCUGGAAUCAAGGUCAAUCCGGCUCACCGUGGCCUGGGUCGAAUCCCCUAGCAGGUCCCCAAGGCUGGCCCGGCACGGGUACUCCACAAGGCUGGGAUGCUGCCGCCUCGCAAGGAUGGGUGGGGUUGGGCUCACCACAACAGCCGCAACAACUGCUCAGUCCCAGCGUGUCGUGGCCCGCGUACUGGCAACCCCGUUCACCCCAGCAGGUCCCCCCACCGCACGGUCCCUUCAGCCCAUACGCACCCCCAGGCCAAGCUCCGUACUCCUAUGGCAUGUCCCCUCUCGUGCUUUCCCCCCUGCCUCCCGCCGGUGCGUUCCUCUCUCCGCCCCUCACACCUCCCUCUUCGCGCCCCUCGACAUCCCUCUCCCUCAUGCCCGCACACACGGGGCGAAUGAGCCCUGGCGCGCCCGCAUGGGCCCUGGAGCGGUCCGCGUCGGACGACGUGUCCAUCGCGCGCUCGCGCUCGCACUCGAGGAGGAAAGUGAAGAGCGGGGACCUGAUUACGGGCCGCCCGCCGGCGUCGUGGCGCGCCGAUUUCCGGAUAACAAAGACGGGCGGGCUGGGCUCGCUGUUCCGGCGGAAGAGCAUAUCCGGCGGGCAAGACCUGGGCGACAUCACAGGGAUCGCGCUGCACCCGUCCAUCCAGUUCUACCCGCGCGACCCGCCGCUGACGUGGGACGUGCGCCUGCCGCCGAGCGCGUCGCUGCAGCUGCACUACCUGAACCGGCGGCUGAGCACGUUCGAUUUGGCGCAGUACGCGACGAACCCGCCCGUGCCGCUCAUGCACCUCGUGCACGCGCACACGCCGUGGAUCAUAACCGUCACGCCCGCGCAGCCCGCGUGUCCCGCGGUGACGCUGCACGAUCUGUUUGUGGGACUGUUCGAGGACAUGCAUCGGCCGAUUUCGAAGGCUGAUUGGUGGAACGACGUGCUGGGGGAUGAGGCGAGGGGGAGGAUUAAUAAGGCGUUUGAUGAGCGCUGUAUGGGGGAUGGGGAGGAGCGCUCGAAGGGAGUGAGAAGGGUGGACUUCUUGGGCGAGAGGAUCAUUGCGGUUCAGUCCAUAUGUCCGCGAAAUUUGCCUUCGCACAUCUCCGGUAAUGGUUGUAUCUCGAGCCGCAAACGCGUCGCAAGAAGCAGGCAUAUCGUCCAAAAGAACGGACACCAGCCUGACGAGCUUCAGCAAAAUGAUCCAUUGCACAACCUGACCUUCCUCCAUAACUCGAAUAUCUCUACACCCGACGGCAAAAAUUGUUUCCGUUUAAGCAAGUUCUACCUCGAGCUCAGAGAUAGCCUCUUCCGUUUACCUGCCCUAAUGAAUACGCUGGCAUAA